AUGCCCUGUAUAUUUCUCGACUGCCAAGACACCAUUUUAAAAGACGUUAAAAAUGCAUUGAAGCUUAUGUCGCACAUCCACUCCUUAUCGAUUUACGACCUCGAUGACAACGAAGAGAGUUUGGGGCCUCACUUUAUACCGCAAGGAGUGUGCAUUAAGCACAUACACAUGUCGAGAACUAGCAUCAGAGAUAUCGCCGACGACACGUUCAUGCCACUGAGGAAGUGCCUUGAAACAUUAAGCAUCGUGUCGAGCAAGAUAAAGUUUAUGCCACAAAAAGUUUUCUCCGGCCUCCUUAAGCUCAUAUCCGUGGACCUAACUUUUAAUUAUAUCGAAGAUAUACCCAGCUAUAACUUCUACGGUCUUCCGCUAAUGAAAUUGAAUAUGAAAGGAAACAUGAUACGUGAUAUAUCGGAAUCAGCUUUUUCUAGUUUAGAACUUUCUCUCUCGGAAAUUGAUUUGAGCGAAAACAACCUCACAACAUUCCCAAUCGCGGCGUUGGCGAAGUUGAGACAUCUGCGCUCCUUGAGCCUUUGUAUUUCAGACAACCCUUUAAUAUGCAACUGUGAGAGAGACAAUACAUGGGUUUGGAUACAAGAUCACCCAAAAAUAAUAAAAUCUAAAGCUGUAACGUGUGUUCAUAACGAAUAUCCUAAAGAAAAGUGCGACGUCCCAAUAAUAUCUCAGCUGUCUGUCGACAAACAUAAGGAUAACUCCGUAUCCGUCUCGUGGUUUAUCAGAAAUCGUACCGCCAUAAAAGCACUACAAAUAAUUUAUUACAGCGAAGAUAUUCAAUCUGAUGUUAAAUCAAAAUACUUAGAGAAAACUGAAGUGUCCUUUCACAUAUCAGAUCUUACACCAAACGUUAACUAUGUGGUGUGCGUCAUUACACUACACGAUGAGCCUCCUCUUCUCGACUUCGAAAUAAAGUCCGAGUUGAACGGGACAAAUGUGGACACCAACCUCACCGCCAGACUCACGCAGGACGUCGCUGAGGCCAUCCUCAUGCGAUCUCCUUCCAGCGAAUGCCUCUCCUUCAACACUUUCAGAAAACCAAUCUCAAUAAGAACAAAAACUCGCAAAGUCUUUGACAUUACCUUGAUCCUCAACCGCCGUAUGGGCCUAAUUGUUGGCUGCUCACUGGGCUGCAUUGUAUUCUUUAUAAUGGUCUCCAUUCUUUUAUACACCAAAAUUAAAGAAAGAAAACGUAUUGCGAAAUCAGACCCUAAUUGGUCCGAAAUGAACGACUUUCAUUCCAUUCACAGCAAAGAAGAUAUCAUUCAAGAUUCAACUACUGCGUCUACUGAUAAUAUCUUAUUAGGCAUGGGAAAAAAUAAAAAAUAAAUACUAGACCACUUUUUAAUCCUAUUCUCGACUAGUAUGGUAGUAGUUAUUUAGAUUUAUUUAGAAUUUAGAUUUAUAGAUCGGAUUAUACAAUUUGUAACUAUAAAGAGGAUCAAUCAAUUCUAAAUUUAAUUAUACUCUAUCAGUAGUUGCUUAGCAAGUGCUACAUUCUACUUAUAAUAUAUUGUAGAUUACCUUAUUUCAUAGUAUACACUAGGUACCAAUAGAUAGGUAGUUGAUUAUUAAAAUAUUUUAGUUCUAGAGUAGGAAAUUUUGUCGUUGGCAGUUGAACUUUAUUUGUAUAACUUAUUUGUUGACAUACAAUGUUUAAUAGACUGUUAUUCUAGUCACAA
Molecule: messenger RNA, 1697 nt
Organism: Leguminivora glycinivorella
Lineage: Eukaryota; Metazoa; Arthropoda; Insecta; Lepidoptera; Tortricidae
Product: immunoglobulin superfamily member 10-like
Exons: 4
Coding region: 1-1344 (447 amino acids)
Molecular function (GO): protein binding
Source: RefSeq, a predicted model, not a curated record